Ostrea edulis (European flat oyster) is the source of this 1078-nucleotide messenger RNA. RefSeq lists its product as uncharacterized. Lineage: Eukaryota; Metazoa; Mollusca; Bivalvia; Ostreida; Ostreidae. The transcript is spliced from 11 exons. The coding region runs from base 151 to 1077 and encodes 308 amino acids. The record is from RefSeq and is a predicted model, not a curated record.
AGAGAGGGAAAUCUGCCUGUAGUACAGAAUACGUGGUAAGACGAGUUUAAGGAGGACUGAAGAGGACAGACUGGGCGUGGCUCUGAAAUGUCGGUACCAAGAUUGGAAUUCGCUAAAUACUGAUCCCUGAUCUUCACAUAUCUAUAUAACAUGCAGAUCGUGGCUGUGGUAUCCUUCCUGUUGGUUACAACAGUCGUCCUGUCGUCGAGGGAUCAAUGCUUUAACUGUAACGGAGUGUCGGAUCAAAAGGACUGCAACGUCAUUACAAGCUGUGGCGAAAACGAGGCGUGUUACGUCAGGAAAUUUACACAGUACAACGGUAAACCGCUGUUUGAGUCCGGGUGUAUUAGCAAACAGAACUGCCAGAUAAUUCACCAAGUUUCCGGAUUAGGUAGAAAACGAGAUGAUGGGAUAACCAACUGCUAUGAAUGCUGCACCACCGGAAACGGAACUUACCCGUGCAACGACAAUUUAUGCGGAAAUCCUCCUGCCACUGAAAAGAGAUGUUAUUCCUGUUCUGAUACAAUAAAUCCCGAGGAUUGCGAAAACGUUGUUUCCUGUGAUCAGGAUUCGAUGUGUCACACGGGGACCUACAUACAUCCACUGAGCCGGGAAAUACGAUACACGCUUGGGUGUUUGGGCAAAACCACGUGUACAGCCCUGAUGAACCACUGGCACAGCUACCAGACGUCAUCACAGUCAAGCGGUCACAUAACGCUGCAACACUGCAACGACUGCUGCAACACGGACUUCUGCAACAUCAGACUGUGUGGCAUCCCCAAACGAGUGAAGCCUGUGUUCAUUCAAAAACCGGACAACAGUACACUACGUCCAGAGUUUGAGGGGGUCAUUCUCGUGUGCAAGACGGAUCCAACGUCCAACGCUACCUUACACUGGGAAUUCAAAGGCCUUUCAGGGGGCACGACUAUAUCCAGUCAAGCUAGGGAAAUCAGUGUACCUAACAACGUUAAUUUGACGAUUUUCCCAGUUCAUCAGUCCGAUAUGGGGGAGUAUAUUUGUUCGGCGACGAAUUCAGUGGGGACCUCCACGACUUCAGCAUUUUUAUCUCCAAAAUAAA